AUGUCUGGAACGGAGGCACAUGGCGGCGAUACGAGUCCUACGCGUCAGCCAAGGCAGAGUAGAAUUCACAGCGUCGGGUUACCGACUCGAACGUCCCUGCUUCCGGAACCCCCGCCCGCCGGAAGUGGCACUCCACCGCCGAUACCGCGCCGCCAUUCAGCCACACCUGCGGUCGCUCCGCCACCGAUACCGUUGCGGCCGCCAGCGAUCCCGAAACGGAGCAAAAACGAGAAACCGAUCCCCAUACAGACGAAUCGACCUCGAAAAGCGAGCGACCCGACCUCGCUACCAUCCACGUCCAUCGUCUCAGCGCCUCUCCAUUCGUGGCCGAACAACGAGAAGUUGAUCGAUCUGGGCCCGUUGCAGGCCCAGAUCGGUAAUCUGCGACCCGAUUACCCCUCGUUGAGCUUCGCGGCGGGGAAAGAGGAGGGCGAGGGUAACGAGUUCGUGGCGGAUUUCGACAAGGCGAAUUUCCUAUCCGAGGAGGAUUGCGGCAAGGAAUCGGGGGAGAAGUCGAGUUUCGAGGAAUUGCAGAAGGCGUCGCGGGAUCUCGAGAAGCGGUUGCACGAGAGGAUCGUGGCGAGCGGCGAGUUCAAAGAUCAGGCGGCGAGCAGGGAGGAAAGGCGGAGGCAGGCGAAUGCGCAGAAUAACAGGGUGCAGUCGUCCAAGUCGGGGAAGGAGAGUUUCAAGGAAGUUGGAGACGGAAAGGCUCGAGAAAAAAUCACAGGAUCCCGAAGGGAGGUCCCGCAGGACGAGGAGACGAAGUUUGCAGCCCUGGUCAGGUCGCAUCGCGAGGCGGAGAAGAGGUGCAAGUUCGAAGAGCUUCAGGCAGCCUCGAGGAAGCUCGAAAGACGGUUGUACGAGGAGGAUGAGCAUCUGAGGGCGAACAAGGAGAGACCUGGCAGGUACGAGGAGGUGCAGAGAGGGUCGCAGGAUCUCGAGAGACGACUGCAUUCCGAGCAGAAAUCCGCCGAAGCUGCACCGCGCGGCAAGUACGAGGCGGAGAUGGACAGGGUGAGGAACAUCUUGCAGCACAAUCUUAGGAAGGAGAGGAACUGCGAAAAAUUGGAGAAGCUACCAAAGGCGACCCAGACGAAUCUCCCCCCUCCUCUGAGCGCGAUCUCGCAGAGCUCGGUGCCGAAGCCUAUGAGCGUCCGCCAGGACAGCAAUGUUUCCUCGGAUAGUUUCAGCCAGACGAGUUCCCCCAGUUACACCAGCAAGACCAUGGAGGCUCCUCUUUUACCCCAUAAAUACAGCAAAGUGCCAGACAGAGCGCUGGUCUCGGAGCCGGAGAACUCGUCGGGACGGACGAUCACCAAAUCGACCAGCACGCCGGCCAGCCUCCAAGCGAUCGUCAGAGUUCACGGAGGGAACAAUAGCUCCUUGCAUCAAAAGAUCAUCAGUGACAUGGCCAGCAGCCACUACGUAACCAAUGGGGGAUUGCGUUUUAGAUUCGUCCAGGUGUUCUUCAACGCUGUCGCCCUGUUGGUCAUUGCCGGUGGUCUGACCAUUUACUUCAAAUCGUAUCCCGAGACGCUCAUAAGGGUGGAGAACAAAACGAUCUACACGAAAAUGGUCGCUGUUACGGAACGUGCCCUACCGGCGAUCGAGGAGAAGAAUCCGGCCCCCGGCGUUUGCCUGCCCAUAAUCGUGGCGUUUUGCAAAUACCACAAGAUCCCGUAUAAUUUCACCAUCUUCCCGAAUUACAUGGGCAAUUUCGGGCAGCGAGACGCUCAACACGAGUUGGAACUUUACAGUGCCGUGAUCGACGUCAAAUGCUACGAAUUGGCCGCCCUCUUUCUGUGCAGCGUUUUCGUCCCGAAAUGCGGAUCCCGGGGCCACGUGGUGCGACCUUGUCGCAGCCUCUGCUAUCAUACCAAGAGACGUUGCGGAUUUUUCCUGGACGUGUUCGGCCUCACUCUGCCCGAGUAUCUGGAAUGCGAUCUGUUCCCGGAGAAUUCCAAUUCGGACGAGUGUGUGGGGCACCAAGAAGUGCUGGAUGCGGCCCGGAGAGCGGAGAAACCCGUAUGCACCAGCGGGUUCCAAUGCGAUGGGACCAGAUGCAUUCCGGUCGACUGGCGAUGCGACGGCCACUUGGAUUGCGAGGAUCACAGCGACGAGAUUGGAUGCGGUGAGUGCGCCGCCUCCUCCUCUCCCUCCUCAUCCUCCUCUGCCUUCACCACCAAGAUCGUGAAGAAGCCCAUCCUGGCGAAGAACACCGUCUCCAAGUCGCCCUUGCAUUGCGGGGAGAAAAGAUGUAUGUCGGCGAACCACAUCUGCGACGGGGUGAUGGACUGUCCUUGGGGUCAGGACGAACGAUAUUGCUUGAGAUUAAGCCAAAGAAACGGAGACAUGGGCGAGGGAAGGUUAGAAGUUUAUCACGCAGAGAUGGGCAAGUUUAUGCCAGCUUGCAUUCCUUACUGGGAUUCGAAUUCCGCUAAAACUAUCUGCUCAAUGCUCGGAUAUACGGUGGCACUUUCGUACAGAUUGGCGCAAGAUAUGAAUCUCACUCGAAGAGAGAACACGAGCCAGCAUACCAAUCUUCUGAAGGAAUUUCAGGAAUGUAUUACGGAUCAGGAGGCGUAUCCCACUGCGGAAUUGACGUGUUCGGAAUAUGCUUGUGGGCGAAGAAACACAGUUUAUGGAAACGUGAGGGCGAAAACGAGGAUCGUAGGGGGUGUGGAGUCGGCUCCUGGUGAUUGGCCAUUCCUUGCAGCUCUUCUUGGCGGACCUGAGCAGAUUUUUUACUGUGCCGGAGUUCUGAUCGCUGAUCAGUGGGUCCUUACAGCCUCUCACUGCGUGGGAAAUUACUCUGACGUAACUGGGUGGACGAUACAGUUGGGGAUCACCAGAAGACACUCUCACACUUAUCUCGGCCAAAAGUUGAAGGUAAAGAGAGUGGUACCCCAUCCAGAAUAUAAUUUAGGCUUCGCUCAGGACAAUGACGUGGCUCUUUUCCAGCUCGAAAAGCGAGUUCAAUUUCACGAACAUCUAAGGCCAGUCUGUCUGCCAACGGCCAAUACUCAAUUAAUACCAGGAACGUUGUGCACUGUGAUUGGUUGGGGCAAGAAAAACGAUACCGACACCUCCGAAUACGAAUUGGCUGUGAACGAAGUUCAAGUUCCGGUUUUGAACAGAAAAGUGUGCAAUUUUUGGAUCGCGUACAAGGAAAUGAACGUCACCGAAGGAAUGAUAUGUGCAGGAUAUCCGGAUGGAGGAAAAGACGCGUGUCAGGGCGAUUCUGGAGGUCCAUUGUUGUGCCAGGACGAACAAGACAAGGAGAAAUGGUUUGUCGGUGGAAUAGUGAGUUGGGGUAUAAUGUGCGCUCACCCAAAAUUGCCAGGUGUGUACGCUUACGUGCCAAAAUACGUACCCUGGAUACGGAAUCAAAUAGCCAAGUAUUCUGAAAUAAGUAUGGGUUAAUCACGAAAGGUAAAAAUCACGAAGAUGAUGACGUUUGUAAAUCGAAGAAGUCAUCCCGCUGAAGAGAUUAUCGAGAUAUUUAAUUAAGACAAUAAUUUAAACGACAAUAAGCUUAGUUGAGAAACAGUUAUAGGAGCUACGUUAUAGAUCUUCGAAGAAAGAUAUUUUCGAGAUAUUAGUGAUUAUAUACUUAGAUAGGCGAGAUUAUUCAAACUGUUUGCGUUGACCUAUUAGCUUACCAAGGAUUCAACUUUGUUACAAAAAGAAGAAUAAUCGUAAUUCACUUGAUACAAAUUCCCUUUUGAAUAAUAUAUUUUGAAACGUUGUACAACUGGUGAUACUUUAGAAGAUUAUCAUUCUCUGUGAAGACAAUACGAUCUCAAUCACGAUAGAUGCCUCGAGUUCAAAGUAUUCUGUUUAACCACGUGAAAACUUUUCUCCUUUCAACGAGUAUUUUUACUACGAACUCGUAACUUUCUAAACGAUGAUAAAUCUGAUAUGAUGAUACGUGCAAAUAUGUGAUGAGAAGUUGAUCGACGUAGAUUUAAACAAAAAUAUUUCGUGAUCUUUUCGAAACUCUAUGACAAUAGGUUUAUAAAGGUUUAUCACAAAUUUUUGCAUCCUAUUUCCAUUUCUACGCAGUGCACACCUUAAAUUAGACGAGUCGAUCGAUGAUUCCCUGUCUACGUUGAUCAAUUUUUAAAUAACCUUCUCUCACUUACGAAUAAGAAAUUUAGAUAAGAAUGCAAAAGUAAAGGUGAAAUAAGAGGAAACAUACUAUGGAGGAAGAAAGCUUCAGACAACGAGCUCUCGUCGCCAUUUUCUAGAAAGUCAACGCCCGCUUCUAAACUCUAAAGAUAAAACUCGAUGUAAUUAUUAAGCGAAACUGUGCAAAUUUCCUCAUCGAAAUUAGAGACAAAAGCGAAGCAAAUACAGUCAAAAUUUCCGCAUCAGAUGCGAUAAAAUAAAAUAAGAAAAAGAAAAAAAAAUAUAAAAAAAUAGAAUUUUCUAUCGCCAUCUGUUUUUUUGGAAAACAGCGUACGUGCCACCAAGUGGUCGAUAAUCACGUUUCAAAGGGGUGUGCGUUUGCUGUACAUUAAGAAGAAGUUUCUCUGCUCUAUCACGAAUUUAGAAACUGUGGCAGCUUAAAAAUAAGAGGAGAUUAAAAGGAUUUGUUUUUUUUCUUUUUUGUAAGAAAAAUGAAAGAUUGAAAAAUAUUAUGGAUACUUUUUUACGAGUUUUACCAACGCACACCCAAAGUAAGUGAAAUUCUGUGCACAUACUGCAUCAGAUGCAUUUGUGCACUUAUAAUAAACGUUUCGUGUACCUAUAAGAGAUUAAUAUAGAUCGAUAUUAUCGAUAUUAAAUUAAGAUGUAUGUUUGUUAAUGUAGGUAUAAAUUAUAAUAUACAUAUACGUGUUUAGCGUUGCGUGUAUUAACUGUAUAUUAUAAUGUAAAGUACGUGUGUAAGUAUA
Messenger RNA from Apis laboriosa (Himalayan honeybee), 4898 nucleotides. RefSeq lists its product as uncharacterized. Gene Ontology annotation, biological process: proteolysis. The record is from RefSeq and is a predicted model, not a curated record. Gene Ontology annotation, molecular function: serine-type endopeptidase activity; protein binding. Gene Ontology annotation, cellular component: membrane. The transcript has 18 exons. Bases 1 to 3423 code for a protein of 1140 amino acids. NCBI's taxonomy places the organism in Eukaryota, Metazoa, Arthropoda, Insecta, Hymenoptera, Apidae.